AGCUGCUCGAUGGAUGUGAAAUGGUGUCUCCUUUGCUCGCAUCCGACUCGUCUACCACGCGGAGGGUCUCCACACUCUUGGAUCCGAAGACUUUCUUCAACCGGUUAUACCUUAAGCUAUUAGCUAAUCGUGAUUGCGCGAAUAUCACAUCCGCUGAUGAUCUAGCCAGUUUGUUUCAAAUGGUCUAUCAAAACAAGCUUGGUGCCACGUUACCUAAGCUCACACAUCUGGAGCACACAGCCGCUGAUAUUAUUGCACAAGAUUUGAUCAAUCUGCGUCGAUGGAUAGAGUCCCGGAAUAUGCAUCGACUGUAUUUGUUUGCUGGCAAACAGGCAACUUUCGAAGCCUGGAGAGAGGUGGUUGAAGUCAGCUUUUGGAUUCUUGCCAAGAGUUCUACUACUCCUACCUUGUCACUUCAACCGUCCUCCUCUGUGCUAUCCCAUCUAGGUGAUAUUGGAAGUCUGGCUGACCAGUAUCUUAGCUCAUCCAAUUCUUUCCGAGGAAGUGGUUUUCACACUCUGUGCUUGGCGGUGUUAAAUCAGUUGCUCACUGAGCUUUGCGUCACUGAACAUUGCCCCCCGUCCAUACGUUUGCUGGCGUCUGGUACCCUUUUGCACAUUGCAUCAUUCCUCAAUUCGGAUGAUUUGGCCUUCGAUUGCGGUGACAACUCUUCAGCAUUGAGUGUGAAAGAAUUGGCUGGCCAACUCACUCGAAUUGUCUACUCCCUAACUGAGUUGCUCCUACAGACAAAACCAUCGUCACAGCGAAUGCGAGCGAAUCUGUAUGGCUGUUUGGGCUACUUACUCCGAUUCGGACGCUUCAUGGCCUCGCAGGAAAAUCGAGACUCCCGUGGCACCAGUCUCAUCCUCCCGGAAUGUUUAUCAGCCAUGCAUUCGGCCGCCAACCCGUCCUCACACUGGGCACGAACUAACGUUGCCCACCUCACCGAAUUGACAGAUGCGUUUGCUCUUCAUUGCCUCCUGGUUUGCGAUCUGAUUCAGAGCCAUGCAAUCACACAGAUGGCUGCGUUCACCUUCUCAGAACUCCUGAUUACUUUUGAUCGAUCCACUCGAGAUUUGACCUCAUUUCUGUGUCAACGGACCAUUUUACAACACCUAGUUGAUAGUACUAUCGAAGAUCUGGCCUCCGUGGAAUCUUUUAUCACGUCUACUGCAUCAGGCUUCGCCGAUGAAAACGAGUGCGUUGUCGAUGGAACGACCAACAUGUCCUCCGCCGCUAUCUCAGCUUUUCAUCUCUACCGUGCAAAAUUAUCUUUACUAUGUCGUUUGGCGACUACGACAAGUGGAGCUAAGGCUUUGAUUCUCAGCGGCGUCAUAAAUUCCCUGGCUGACCGUGCAAUAUUCUCUGCUUUUGAUGUGAGCAAUUUCUACGCCGAUACAUUGGACAUACUUUGUGGAACACCUGAACGCCAACACUGCAAAUGGUUAGACUUUUCCUCCGUUUUGCAUACGGUCACUCGAUUACAUUCCGAUAUAAAUGUACUCCCUGAUACCGCCAUAUUUCGCAAAUUACUGACUUCGGUGACCGAAAAGUCCCGGGAGGAAAACGAGGUUCAUCUUUCUUGGUCCGGUGUCGUGUUGCCAACCAUCGCUCUGUUGAAGUCCAUCUUGAUAACGCUGGGUCCCGCGCACUUAUGUGCCAAUCAGCAAGUUCUCAACUUUCUCUACACUCAUUCCGGAUCUCUCAUUACUGACGAAACCGCACUCGGCAACACGCUGUCAUACUUUCUAAAUCACUCGCCAGAUACUAUCAGCAGACGUGGUUUCAGCUGCCUAACUCAGUGGUUGGCUAUGGAAGUCUGCCUGACGGAGGUGUUCGUUUUGAUCUCCUGUACUCAUAUCGCUGGACUGGAUGAAUUUUCCGCCUUACAACGCGAAGUGGUCCAAUCCCGGAUUAUUCGUCAUGUUCUCUGCCUUCUUCCCGCGAUUUUCUUGGAUGACCCAUCGGUCAUUGGUCGCUCUGCGACGGAAAAACCGUCUCCUCAUCGUGGUACACUGGGAUUGGAAUAUCUGCUGUGUGAAACUCAGCAAGUACAACUUAUGCACCAGCUCAUUUCUGUGUGCGUAGCCGCGGGAGGUGGUUCUGAACUCACAACCGUCGGAUCCAAAUCGACGAAAGAACGUGUUCUAGGUACACUGAUGGGGCACUUAAUCAACGUUGAUGCGAAGGAUCCUCUGGCUAGCAUGGUUUUGUUCAUGCAGGCAUUGUCAUGGUCUCUGGCUCGCCUAUCGCGUUUCGAAGAGUUGUGCUGGUGCCUCUCAAAUCUCAGCCUCUUCGAACAAUCCGAUGCAGCCGAGUCAUCUGAAGGCUUACCGAAAGGCGAGGAUCGCUACACUGAGAAAGUUUCCACUCACAUUCUGCACCGACGUAUGCCUUUUAAAAACGGAAAGCUCACUACGAACGAAUUGCGCCAGGCAUACAGCAUUAUCUUCAAUGGUGAUUCAACCACGUCCGCUCCAGCUACCAACUCUUCCGGAAUCGAUGGAUACCAGCGCGAAUUGUCUUACCUGCAAGCAAAUGUCUCCGUAGGCCUUUGCCUUAUUCGGGUGCAGCUGCGGUUUCUAGCCACAAUGUGCCAGAAGAUCGCAUAUAUUAUAUGGCGCUACAUGGAUUAUUACAUGAAUAGUGUCGAGAGCCCCACAAAACAGACUCUUACACCGGUCGUACCACAGUCAUUGUCCAUUCGCCGAUUAGGAAGUGACUCACUUGCAGGAGCACUAUCGACCAAGAGCCCUCGUCGUACGGAUCUUACUGAUGGCCAAAAGGCCGAAUUGAAACCUGAUCGGUCAACAAUCAAGCAACGCUUGCCCUCUCUUCUCAAACCGGAAGUCAUGACUGGUUUAGCCCGUUUAUCCGAGGCGUCCUAUUUGAACCCGAAUGAACGACUAUUUAUCCAAGUCAUGAAGCAUCGACUUGAGAGGCUAGUUCCGAGGACAACUGCGGAAGGAUAAACGCGCCAGCUGCAUUUGUUGUUCUUCAGAUCUGUUCCUUAAGCUGCUAUUUUCAAAUUUUGAUAUAUGUAUAUGACCUGUCCCU
This is a messenger RNA of Dicrocoelium dendriticum, 3057 nucleotides long. Lineage: Eukaryota; Metazoa; Platyhelminthes; Trematoda; Plagiorchiida; Dicrocoeliidae. The record is from the annotation of a GenBank genome assembly.